This is a messenger RNA of Equus caballus (horse), 3901 nucleotides long. The record is from RefSeq and is a predicted model, not a curated record. NCBI's taxonomy places the organism in Eukaryota, Metazoa, Chordata, Mammalia, Perissodactyla, Equidae.
CGGCGGCGGCGAGAGGUGGGGCGCGGCCUGUGGCCGGGCGGGGCAACCGCCGGGCGGGCUCCUAGCUGGGUCGCGCUGUAGUGAGGUGGCCUUGUUCCGACCCAGCGGGUGACCCAGAGGUGUCCCGAUAUGCCGAGGCCAGACCCGUGCAGCUCACCUCUCUGAGCCGGUCUCAGCGCCGAAGGCCCGGAGGGAGGCCAUGGCGGAGUCCUUGGAGCCCGGGCGGCGGGCGUCUCCGGGCGGCGGGCGCCUGGAGGAGGAGGACGAUGACGAGGAGCGGGAACCGCUGCUGCAGCGGAUCGCCUGGGCCCAGCCGCGGAAGGCCGCUCCGGGCAGCGCCGUGAGGCUGGUGGAGACUGCCCGGGAGGACGGCGCCGCCUCCCCGGGCGAGGCCGGCGACAAGGAACUGCUGCUCCGGCCCAGGGACGCGCCCCGCUGCCCUUCCCGGAGCGUGCGGACCCUGCGCAGCUCGUCCGCCCGCCAGAACCGGAAGCGCCCCGUGGGCUCAGAGUUGAAUACAUUCUUGGAUGAUCCAGAAUUUGCUGAUAUUAUAUUGAAAGCAGAGCAAGCAAUAGAAUUUGGAGUUUUUCCAGAAAGAAUCUCUCAAGGUUCAAGUGGAAGUUACUUUGUGAAGGAUCCUAAGAGGAAAAUUAUCGGUGUGUUUAAACCCAAAUCAGAAGAGCCUUAUGGUCAACUGAACCCAAAAUGGACCAAGUAUGUUCAUAAGGUCUGCUGCCCUUGCUGCUUUGGUCGAGGCUGCCUGCUUCCUAAUCAGGGAUACCUUUCCGAAGCUGGGGCCUUCCUUGUGGAUAGAAAGCUUCAUCUGGGCAUUGUACCUAAAACAAGGGUGGUUUGGCUUGUCAGUGAGACAUUUAACUACAGUACAAUUGACCGUGCAAAAUCUCGAGGCAAAAAGUAUGCUUUAGAGAAAGUGCCAAAAGUAGGUAGAAAAUUUCAUCGGAUAGGCCUCCCUCCUAAGAUUGGUUCCUUUCAGUUGUUUGUUGAAGGUUACAAGGAGGCUGAAUAUUGGCUUAGGAAAUUUGAAGCUGACCCUUUGCCUGAGAAUAUUAGAAAACAAUUUCAGUCACAGUUUGAACGAUUAGUUGUUUUGGAUUACAUCAUCAGAAAUACAGACAGGGGAAAUGAUAAUUGGUUAAUCAGAUAUGAAAAGCAGAAAUAUGGAAAGGAAAUUAAGGAAGCAGAAUGGAUUGAUGAUAGAGAACCACUUAUUAAAAUAGCUGCAAUUGAUAACGGUCUGGCAUUUCCUUUCAAACAUCCUGAUGAGUGGAGAGCAUAUCCAUUUCACUGGGCUUGGCUUCCUCAAGCAAAAGUUCCUUUUUCUGAAGAAAUAAGAAACUUGAUUCUACCGUGUAUUUCUGAUAUGAACUUUGUGCAAGAUUUAUGUGAAGAUCUUCAUGAACUUUUUAAGAUGGACAGACGAUUUGACAAAGCCACUUUCGAAAGUCAGAUGUCUGUGAUGAGGGGUCAGAUCUUAAAUCUUACUCAGGCAUUGAGAGACGGGAAGAGCCCUGUCCAGCUGGUGCAGAUGCCGUGCGUGAUUGUGGAGCGCAGUCGAGGUGGAAGUCAGGGUCGGAUUGUCCACCUCAGCAAUUCCUUCACCCAAACUUUCCAUUGCAGGAAGCCGUUCUUUUCCUCCUGGUAGCAGAUGUAAGAUCCAAUUUAUAUGGCCUCAGCUGGAGAACCCAAGAUGGGUAGAGAAGAAAGAUGUUCUUCCUCUUCUGAAAGAUGGACUGGAUUCUGGUGGAGGUUCUAUUCCUAAUUUGGAGAGGUUAUUUGUUUUCCCGUGUGUGUGUGUUUGUGUUUACUUAUUGAUUUAACAGUGCUGCCACUCAGAGUUGCUCCUUUGCCGUGUUCCACGUUGAGUGUUUUUCACGCUGUGUCGAACAUCUUCUAUCUGCUCCUGCAGAUCUACUCUCCUCUCUUGCCCUCCUGCUGUCUGCUCUGGGAGGCCGACCUUUGUGGACGCCAUCAACAAGCACCUCCAUGUCUCACCUCGGGUUGUUUUUGGCCAAUAGGAGACGUGGAGAGAUGGAAGGUCUGAGGGCCAAUGGAAGAGAGUGAGGCUGGAGUGUUUACCCCCACAGCCUCCUCCCUGUGUGCUUGUCAUGGUUGGCUGAGGCCCUCUGCUGAGGCCAUGGCUCUUGUAGGGCUGCCCUUUCCAUAUAAUUAUUCUCUUUGGGUUCCAGUAACUUCUGUCUCCCCUUGGCCCUGCGGACCCAGGGGUGGAAAUGGCUCCCUGCUCUUAACAGCCCUGAGGGAAUGCACACUCCCUGGGUAGUUUACCUUAACUCUGCCCUCAACCUGGGUAACAGUCCCCUUAAGAGUAAACAAACAAACCCAUAGAUAAGGAGAAGAGAUUGGUGGUUACCAGAAGGGAAGGGGGUGGGUGGAGGGCAAAAGGAGGAAAGGGGCACAUGUGUAUGGUGACGUGAUGGAUGGAAACCAGAGUUUUGGUGGUGAACACGAUGCAGUCUAUCCAGAGACUGAAAUAUAAUGACGUACACCUGAAAUUCACACAGUUCUAUAAACCAAGGUGACCGCAAUAAAGUAAUUUUGAAAACGAGAAACUCCCCUCAAUUACCCCACUUGAGGGUGCCAUCUGUUUCCUGCCAGGGUCCUGAAUGUCACACAUGAGAUCUCCUUUCAUUCUUCCUGAAACUGGGAAGAGAUACGUAUUAUUAUCCCCACAGUACACCUGGGAGAUGCUCAGAGAUGUGAAACCACUUGCCUGAAGUGACAUGAUUCAUUUGUGAACGGUGGAGCAGGAUUCCAGCGGAGCCCCGUGUGGCUCGGCUGCACCGCCCCUCCCCAGGCUGGGCUGUACUGGAUUACCUUUACCCUUUGCCGACCCUCUGGACUCUCCUGAAAUGAAAUUCAUGGGUAAUCUACCUAAAUGCCUACUUUUGAAUAAAAUAUAUAAAGUAUUUAAAAAUAAAAGGACAGUUACUUCAAUAGAAUAUGUAUUUCAAAUGUAAGUGCUCAGCAUGACCACACUGUUAUGUUACAAUGAAGUAGUCAGAUGCAUAUACUUUCUUAUAAUGAGUACAUUUGGAUUUAAGUAAGGCAAAACUGAAUUUUUUCUUUAUAUAUGACAUUUUGAAAUCAGGACAUUCAUGUGGAAUCCCUGAGGUGGAUAAGAUUUUUGCUCAGAAAGACUCACUCUCUCCCCUCUACCUCCGUGGGAGGAGGGUACCUUCUUUCCCACCCCUUGAUUUGGGGCUUGCCAAUGUGGCCUGCUUUGGCCAAGUGGGACCGUCGCAGGAAGACCGAAAUGAGGCAUGAAAUGUGCUGUGCGGUGGGACUUGCUCUCUUGUGCCUCUGCCAUUAUCCUGAGAGGAGCCUCUCCCAGGCGUCUGCUGCCCCUUCAGAAGAGACACAUGGAGCAGACCGGGGCCCAACCCAAGCUCCGAGCCAAGCCCAGCUGACCAAGUCUGCAGCAGAACCACCCAGCUGAGCCCAGCCUGCCCCGGAUGCAUGGGGGAGAAGGACUGACUGUUGUUUUUAAGCCACUAAGAUUUGGAACGGCCUGUUACACCGAAAUCGCUGAUCAUCCUGAACUUAAUGGCUAUGAAAGCAGAUACAGAUGGGCUCCACUGAGGAUUUGGAUAACAUGAGCCAUGUUGUUUUGGUCAUGUGAGUUUUCCACAAUGGUGAACAAUUUUUUUUCUGGACAAAGUAAAGUAUAAUUUCCCCAUGAUAUAUGCAGUAGAUGCAGUCCUGGCAUAUUCAGAUAUGUUAAAACUGUACAAAAAUACUUUGUGUAAAUCAAAGUUAGAUCCUAGACUUAAACUAUAAACAGGUUUUUCACCUCCAUAAAUGUCUGCCCAGACUCUAAAAAAAAUUGUGCCGGACUUAGAGUAAUAAACUAUUUAUUUCACAA